Molecule: messenger RNA, 1173 nt
Organism: Galendromus occidentalis (western predatory mite)
Lineage: Eukaryota; Metazoa; Arthropoda; Arachnida; Mesostigmata; Phytoseiidae
Gene: RfC4
Product: replication factor C subunit RfC4
Exons: 6
Coding region: 120-1088 (322 amino acids)
Biological process (GO): DNA-templated DNA replication; DNA repair
Cellular component (GO): DNA replication factor C complex; nucleus
Molecular function (GO): DNA clamp loader activity; ATP binding; ATP hydrolysis activity
Source: RefSeq, a predicted model, not a curated record
CGCGGGGCGGGCUGUGACCAUGGAUGUUAUUGCCGCCGGAUCUCCUCGAACGUAGUCCCUGAGUGAGAUCGGAUCGAAUUCUUCUCGACACCGGGAGGGAACCUGUGCAGGUGAGCAGAAUGGCUAAUGAAGUACCCUGGGUGGAAAAAUACCGCCCGGAGAAAUUCACCGAAAUCGUCGGAAAUGAGGAAACAGUUGCGAGACUAGAAGUAUUCUCCAGGCAAGGAAACGUACCCAACAUAAUUUUAUGCGGACCACCCGGAGUGGGGAAAACGACGACCAUACUGUGUUUGGCUCGUUUGCUCCUCGGAUCCUCAUUCCGUGAAGCUGUUCUGGAAUUGAAUGCAUCAAACGACCGUGGUAUCGAUGUGGUUCGGAACAAAAUCAAGAUGUUUGCUCAGACAAAGGUGACAUUACCUCCAGGACGUCACAAAAUAAUCAUUCUCGACGAGGCCGAUUCCAUGACGGAAGGAGCUCAGCAAGCCCUGAGGAGAACCAUGGAGAACUUUUCGAAAACGACCCGCUUCGCGCUAGCCUGUAACACAUCGGACAAGAUUAUUGAGCCGAUACAGAGUCGAUGCGCAGUCAUCCGUUUCGGCAAACUCAGCGAUGCACAAGUACUCGCCAAAAUCAUAGAUAUUUGUCGAAAGGAGAACGUAUCGUACGCUGAAGACGGGCUGGAGGCGCUUGUGUAUACCGCUCAGGGGGACAUGCGUCAAGCGAUAGGGAAUCUUCAAUCCACGCAUGUGGGUUUCGGCCAUGUGAACGGGAAGAACGUGUUCAAAGUCUGCGAUGAGCCUCAUCCGUUGAUCAUAAAAGAAAUGAUUGAAUAUUGCGCGAAGGGUGAUAUCGAUGAAGCCUAUGCUCGAAUGCAGACCCUCUAUUCGUUGGGAUACGCGGCCGAAGAUAUAGUUUCCAAUAUGUUCCGCGUUACCAAAACGAACCAAACGCUUCCCGAGUACUUGAAGCUCGAAUUCAUCAAACACAUUGGCUUGACGCACAUGACUGUCCUUCAGGGACUUGGAUCUCUCCUACAACUGACCGCCUUGCUAGCCGAUCUCUGCCAGACCAUUGAAAUCAAGAGUUAGCCGGAGUCUCUUUGAGGUCCCAAUGUUUCUAUUAUCUGUGUUCAUAACGUCCGAAGAAAUACACAAAGCUCGAUUUCUGACUGAC